Molecule: messenger RNA, 2273 nt
Organism: Micropterus salmoides (largemouth bass)
Lineage: Eukaryota; Metazoa; Chordata; Actinopteri; Centrarchiformes; Centrarchidae
Exons: 2
Coding region: 136-1290 (384 amino acids)
Molecular function (GO): nucleic acid binding
Source: RefSeq, a predicted model, not a curated record
GCAACGUUGUUGCGCUGAUGCAGCGCUGGCAAAUUACAUCCCCUCCUAUGGAGACCGAAUUGCCCUCUUCAAUUUCUGCAAAAGUCUCCUCUCAAAAUGACUGGAUAGAUUACAUCAGUUCUGCUGCUCACAACAAUGCCAGCAAUGUCAGAUUUGGAUGAUCAUAUCAAACUGUACUUCAGACUUUCUUUCAGUAAUAAAGAAAUACUUGCUAUUUUAGCACAUAACAAUCAGACAGUAAUAAGUGUCCGAACUUUAAAGAGAAUUUGUAAAAGACUUGGUCUGUUCAGGAGGAAGAAUCAGUCUGACUUGGAGCAAGUGCUGGCUUUUGUCCAACAUGAAAUCAUGACCAAUGGUCAGAUGCAGGGUUAUCGGUGGCUACAUCUUCGUGCAGUUCAACGGGGAUUUGUUGUGUCACAAGAUACCAUAAGACGCAUCAUCAAACUGGUUGAUCCGCAAGGUGUGGAAUUAAGACGAGCACGACGCUUGAGAAGACGUCAGUACAGCUGCAGAGGGCCAAAUGCGCUGUGGCACAUGGAUGGCUAUGACAAAUUAAAGCCCUAUGGCAUUGCCAUCAAUGGCUGUAUAGAUGGUUUUAGUCGCUAUGUGUUAUGGAUGGAGGCCUAUACUAUGAACAACGAUCCUAAAGUAGUUGCAAGUUACUUCAUCAAAACAGUUUCAUACAUAGGUGGAUGUCCAGAGAGGAUUCGUGCAGACAGAGGCACGGAAAAUGGUUGUGUAGAAGAAAUGCAGAUGUUUUUGCGGAGAAACCACCCAGACAGUUUUGCAGGGGAGAGAAGUUUCCUUUAUGGAAGAAGCACAGCAAACCAGCGCAUUGAGGGAUGGUGGGGUACCCUCCGCAAACAGAGUGCGCAGUUCUGGAUGAACUUAUUUCAAUCUUUCCAGGAUGAUGGCCACUUCACAGGAGACUUUUUGGACAAAAGUCUUAUACAGUUCUGUUUCCUUAAUCUUGUUCAGGAUGAACUUGACGAAGUCGUCAACACAUGGAAUUCACACAAAAUCAGACAACGUGCAAGUGAUGGCGCAGCCUCGGGUCGGCCGUUUGUGAUGUACUCAUCACUAUUGCUACUACUCAAACCUAUUGCCAUGGAGGAGGUCACUUUGUGUAUGGAAGAGUGUACUCCCAAAGGCCAGUUUCCAUGCGAUGAAACGGUUUUUGAACUGUGUUGUCUACUAAUGGAGGAACAUGGAUGGGAUGCUCCAGCAGAUCCACUUGCUGCAGCUGAUCUGUACAUUUUUUUAAGAGAGGAAAUACAGGAAAAUAUUUGAUGAAUGGAUCAUGUCUGUUAGGUCUGUACUCCCACACAGUACUGUUGUAAACCUGUGUGUGUGUGUGUGUGUGUGUGUGUGUGUGUGUCAUUGGGUGACUGAGUGGCAAAGAGCUACGUAAAGCACUUUGGAUAAAUUAUAUGUAAUUGUAAUUGUGCAAUUGUAUGUAUGUGCUAUGUAGCCAUUUACCAUUUAUGGGGCAAUGGUUGUAUAAUCCAAAAGUUUUAAUUUGUUAAACUGCAGGAACUCAAGAUGACUGCAGCACUAUCCUGACAGAACAUAUACAGAGAACAUAACCAGUAUAGAGCACAAUAAAGACAAAAUGUUUGUACCUAAAUAUCUCUUCAUCAGACAAAGCCAACCCUUGUUUCGACUAUCCACAUUAAAUAGGAAAUGAAAUGUGUGCAGGUACUACGACUGUACAUGUAAUAUAGCAAAACUCAAAAUACAGUAUGAGAUGGAAAACUGGCAGUAUAGACUACAGUAAAGAGGAACUGGCAUGUCUGAACUCUCUGUGAUUCAUAUGAUUUGGUUCCAACCAAGCUAAUAUUGAAAGGUUUAGGUGAAGUUUGAAAGAAAACUACAACUACAUUUUUAUAAACAGGCAAUAAGUGAAAUAUUUUUUAAGAAAUACACUGAUGCAAAAAUGGGGAAAAAUUAAUGUAUUAAGUACUAUUCUGUAUGCAGUGAGGAUAUUUGAGGAAUAAACUGUGUUCUAAAGCUUUUAAGCAGUGGAACAACUUAAUUAAACAUGAGAAGUAUUUUGCUAAAAAUGUAUCAAUAAAAAUAUAGGCUUUCAUAUUCUAUAUAUUCCUUAGAAAUGUCUGACCCUCAGCAGCACCAUUUUCAGGUGUUUUUUCUGCAUCUUUAAAUGACUUGUUCAGAGCCUUAUUCUCACAAUGACUACACAAUGCAGUGUGUAUUACUGUCCACACACUUCUUUCAUAAUUAUUUUUAUUGCCAGCUGAUUUGUGUCCAAUAUG